Molecule: messenger RNA, 2451 nt
Organism: Sugiyamaella lignohabitans
Lineage: Eukaryota; Fungi; Ascomycota; Dipodascomycetes; Dipodascales; Trichomonascaceae
Exons: 1
Coding region: 1-2451 (816 amino acids)
Biological process (GO): regulation of DNA-templated transcription; DNA repair
Molecular function (GO): DNA-binding transcription factor activity; methyltransferase activity; zinc ion binding
Source: RefSeq, a predicted model, not a curated record
AUGUCUUCAAGUCCUAAUCCUAGCGGCAAUAGCGCUGCUGCUCACUCGACUCCCGACGCUGGUAGCCCUCAGUCGAUAUUCAACAGACGUUUAGCCGCUUCUAUUGAAAAGGAUUCAAGUCAGAGUUCGAAUUUCGUUUAUGCUAUUAAACAGACAAAGACCUAUUGUCGACCGGAUUGCGAGGUCACUCAUGUCAUGGAUCCAUCUUCAGUAAUCUUUUUCGACUCUUCAAAGGACGCUUCUGCCAAGGGCUUCAAACCAUGCAAUCACUGUAAACCAGACCUGGAAAUGAAGGUCGAUAAUCAGAUCAUCGAUUCAACGGUAAACGCAGUAAAUGCUUCACUUGGUUUGGAUUUGUCAUCCAAUAGCACAAAGGCAGCUGAACCAGGUUCGAUUGCUAUUACUGCUGCCAUUCCUAUUGAUGCAUCUACGGUCAUUCCUAUCAAAGCAGAGCAAUCAUCUAUUUCAUCUGAUCCUGCUGACUCUUCUUCAUUACAAAACACAUCGAUUCCUAUUACCAGCAAUGGCUCUGUUCCAUUUAUGUUUCCUUCAACCGCUUCUACCCAUUCACCCACUCCCGAGUUCUCACCUAGACACUUCCGAUCGCUGUCAUCAAUUGGCAACCAAGAAUUCUUACCUCCAACUGUUAUUAAUGAAGAAUCCUGGAGACCUCGUCGUGCGUCUAUUGCUUCUGGACACAUUCCUGCUGUUUUAGCCGCAGUCACUGAAAUGACAAAGACCGGGGCAUCUAUUGACGGUACCAGCAUCAUUUUACCCAACACCAAUCUCGUCACUUCAACCGCUCAAGGAACACCUCAUCCUGGCCGAAGAAGUAGAGAUCGUGGUGAUGGUGAACGUGACCAUCAGAAGCUUGUUGAUGAAGCGUGCAGACAUAUCGCAGCCGCUGCUGCUGCAAGUGCUGCUGCUAGUGCUGCUGCCGCUGCCGCUGCUGCUGCUGCUAAUUCAGACGAAGAAGGUCCUAGUACCUCGUCAAGUGCCAGAUCACGAUCUCGUAAAGGUCGUGGCUCUGUUUCAGGACGUUCAGGAUCUAUCUCUGCUACUUCUAUUACUGCUAUUCGUCUUCAACGUAAGAAACGAAGAGGUGGUAUUUUAGGAUUUAAAGAGCUGGCUGCCAAGGCUGGUCUCAGUCCAUGGCAUUUCCACCGUGUAUUUAGAUCAGUCACUGGUCUUACUCCAAAGGCAUAUGGUGAAGCGUGUUGGAACGCAGUCACUGCCAACCCAACAGUUCCUGCUGAAAUCGCUGCUAAUGCUACUAGAACAACUGAUCCUGGUACCACCCAGUCUACACCAACAGACUCGCCUGCUCAUGUGUUUAGUCAUCCAUACCAAUUCAAGGUGCCUGCGAAUGAACAACGACCGAUGGACUCGACUGCCUCUGAACCUGGUGACCUACCAUCGAUGCAAGACAUUGCUGGUAACACUCCAAUAGGCUUUGAUUCCUUGAACAUCCCACUUAACCAUAUUCACGAGCAACCUCAACACCUGACUAACUUUGAAAUGGAUUCUUUUGACCCCCUACAGCAGCAUUCUCUAGCAGGAGUUACCGGAUCUGGUGCUUCCUUCAUGCUGAAUCCUGAUAUCUCAGCACAACAAGGUUCUGCCAUGGAUCUGUCACUUUCAGGACCUAAUGCCGUGUCGUCAGCUGUUUCGGGCACAAACCCUCUUUUCGCAUCUGCCACUGCUAAUGACCCUUCAUUUAUGACUUCUGUAAAAAGCUGGGAAGGUAUGAUGCCCAUGGGAUAUUCUCAGGACAGUCCAAACAUGAACUCGUCUAACGGAACACUGGCUAGCACUCCAACAACUGUCCCAUCGUCUCUUAGCAGUCCACAUGAUGCUUUUGCUAUCAGAAAAAACCAUUUACAGCAACAACAGCACCACCACCAUCAGCAACAACAACAACUCCAUCAACAGCAACAACAACAGCAACAACAGCAACAACAGCAACAACAGCAACAACAACAGCAGCAACAACAACAACAACUCAAGUUACAAUCGCAGCAUAAACAGACUAAACUGCCCACCACACAACCACUUCAACAACAACCGGGAAUGUGGAUGGACGAAGACACACUUCCUGCUGCAGUUUCUCUGCCCCUGACCACCGCGCCAUCUGGCGUGUCUGCCUCGACCAAUUCGCUCGUUACUAGUCCCCCAUCCAACAUGAGUCUUGGCAACUCGUUCAGCGAUCUCACAAUGAACGAUAUCUUCACCACCAUGGAAGCCUCACCGUCGGUCCUAGCCACCACCGCAGGACUUUUCGACUCUCAUCUCUCGCUAGUAUCUACGGCACCAACGCCAUUUGACAUGAACUCUAUGUCCAUCCCCUCACUGGCUGCCGAUACCUGGAUUGCCGAGACCCCAACAUUUGUUGGCGACGGAGAAGACCCGACCAUGAAAAAUAACAAACUGCAGCUGGAAAUCCAGUACUAA